AUGAGGUGCAAAACGCGAUUAGAAAUGCGAGUCUACACGGUAGUCUUUUUAAUAGUGUGCUGCUUCCUGUGUUUUCCAUGUGCAAGCGAGGAGCUAAAAGCGAACAAUGCCUCAACUUCACUAGACAAGAAAAUGGUAGCUCAAAUAGCCGCAGGCGAGCAGCGACUAGGGGAUCAAAUUCGCGCUAUCCUCAAACAUUAUCAGCAAGACGAUCCGGUCGGGUUACCGGGCGCGCCGAUACCGGAUCCGAUGCCAGUGCCGGAUAUGAAGCAUUCCUUCUCCAUAAAUACGAUAAAUCUAAAAAAAAUUAGCGUUUAUGGAUUGUCCAAGUUCCGUAUCGAACAUAUAGAAUCGGAAUUGGCACGUAUGCAGGUGUCUGUCGCAGUAAGGAUUGACAUUCUUGAUAUUCGCGGAUUAUACACAAUGACAUCGUGGAUUUCGAGAUCCGAAGGAGACUUUUCGGUGAAACUUACUGGCGUGAAAGUCGAAGGUAUCGCCAGGCUAGAAGUGAGCACCGAUGGCAAAUUACAAGCUCAGGAUAUCGAUAUGGAUUUGACUUUCGAUAAAAUUGACCUGGACUUUAAGAAUCUAGGAUUCCUCGGUUCAGUGUUUCAAGGAGUCAUCAAUUCCGUCGGGAGCUUCAUCUUUGACGGCAUCAAACCAUUCAUACUGAAAGAAGUUAAUACAAACAUAAGGGGCGAAGUGAAUAAACAAAUAUCACAAUUACCACAAUACUUUCCGAAUUCGAUUUCACCCUUCGAUAUGGCGAUUGCAGAAGCUCGAAAGCAGGUUUCUCAGAUGGGCUAUGAUCCAUACCAACUAAAAGAUUAUACCCAAAGCGUCGGUAUAUUCACUAUGACCUCGUCACAUACCUGGAUCACCGGUUUAGCCAGUUUCUAUCGCAUGGGAAAUAUAACCAUCACUAUGGAGAAUGGAACUAUAUAUGCGCUUCUGGAUGUCGGCACCCAAGAACUUGAGGGUAAGACGCAUUGGGAGAUGAGCGUAAUCGGUGGCUUCCUGUCGCGUGCCGGCACCGUGUCCUUCACCGUCCAAUACUUUCGGGUUCAAAUAAAGCUGGCUCAGCCAUUGGAUACGCGGAAACGCGCUACAUUAGAAGAACUGGAGCUCGAGUUGGGCAACAUCCAAGCGAGAUUCCACGGCGCCAGAACGCUCGAUUAUCUCGUGGAAGCGAGCAUUAAUAUACUACCAAACCUUUUAAGAUAUCAAAUCAUGGAUGCGAUCGAAGGACCGUUAAAGAGACGUAUACAAGAGGAAUUGGACAAGGUAAACAUGGAGAAAUUGAUUGACGAAAAAAUUCCGAUGAUUGAGGAACAGGCUAGAUGGAUGCAGGGUUUAACACCCGCAGAGGAAACAAUCUUGGAGGAACCGCUGUCACCAAACAGUCAAGACGAUCAAACGCCAUUCUCUGAGAGCGAGGAAGAACGAGGACCGUCAUAAGAAAGGCAUUCAUAGAUCAUAAUCGAAUGUUAUUCAAACGUUUAACUCAGGCCUGUCCAAUUUGAGUUCCGAAGCCAAAACGCAAAGUUAUCGACUCAAAAAAAUUCAAUGUGAGUAAGAUUUCGGGAACUGUAAAGUGUUGAUAUGCAUCUAAGUGACACUUAUCAACACUCUAUAGUUCUAAAAUCUUACUAACAUUGAGUUUUUCUAUGUCGAUGAUUUUUACUCCGACGUUUUAACUCCGAAGCUCAAAUUGGACAGGCCUGGUUUAACAUCAUUCUAGAGAGCCAAUUCGAGACAAAGUCCUUUAUAAUGUAAACACGUAUUGUACAUUAUGCGUGAUAUAUGCGCAUGUAUUUUAAUGUAUAAUAGGUGUACAUAUACAUGUGCAUUCUGAUUUUUUUAAACAUCUUGUGUCACGCGACGGAAUUCUACUUACAAUUUAUAAAUGGAAUUCUGUGAAUGUCGAAUUGUUUAAUAGCAGCUUUGCAACAUGAAAAAAGUGAAAAAUGUAUGCACGAUUUCGAUGUUUGGCACAGAUGCGUAAUUUAUGGCCGAUAGAUAAUUCAAUAAUGAUAAUUCAAUAAUUUGGCUAAAUUGAAAAAAUAUUUAUUGCGACUUAUUUUUUUUAUGCACAUAAAUUUUUGCAUGCCAUAAGUGGUAUUGUUAGGAUUUAAAUACUCA
This is a messenger RNA of Atta colombica, 2142 nucleotides long. RefSeq lists its product as uncharacterized. The transcript has 6 exons. Gene Ontology annotation, molecular function: lipid binding. The record is from RefSeq and is a predicted model, not a curated record. The coding region runs from base 1 to 1458 and encodes 485 amino acids. NCBI's taxonomy places the organism in Eukaryota, Metazoa, Arthropoda, Insecta, Hymenoptera, Formicidae.